AAAGCCUGAGAUGAACUGAAAUAGCACGAACAGCGCAGAGAAGAAAACAUUCAGCUGUUCAGUAUAUUCAGUAGAUCUACUUUAGUCAUGCUGUGGGUUCUGAGUCUUUGUCUUUUAGCAGUUUCUCCAGCUUUCUCUGCUCCAGCCAGAGAUCCAAACACCAGAGCAAGAAACAAGCUGCUGCUCGUCUCCUUCGAUGGAUUCAGGUGGGACUACGACCGCGACGUGGACAGCCCAAAUCUGGACAAAAUGGCUGAAGAUGGAGUGAAAGCUACGUAUGUCACCCCACCAUAUCUAACCAUCACCAGCCCUACACACUUCACUCUGCUGACAGGUCGUUACAUCGAGAACCAUGGAGUGAUCCACAACAUGUGGUUCAACACUACCACUCAGGAGAAGAAGCAGUACUACAUGACACAGUUUGUUGAUGACUACUGGGACAAUGGCAGUCUACCUAUAUGGAUAACAGCUCAAAGACAGGGUCUGAAAACAGGCUCCUUACAUUUCCCAGGCACUGCUGCCACCUAUCAGAAGGAGAGAGUACAAGUGAGCCAGGUGGAGCCUCGAUUCUAUGACCAUGGGAAUGAGACAGAAUGGAGAAUUAAUGUGGAUAAGAUCAUGGGCGACUGGUUUAAAACACAAGAUCUGGACUUUGUCUCACUAUAUUUCGGUGAACCGGAUUCAACCGGACACAAAUACGGUCCUGACUCUCCAGAGCGCCGUGAAGUUGUUAAAGCGGUGGACCGCACUGUUGGCUAUAUUCGUGAAACAGCUCAGAAAUACGGCCUCACAGACCACCUGAACAUCAUCAUCACCGCUGAUCACGGUAUGAGCACUGUGCUUAGAGGAGAAGGAGUCAAUGAGAUUACCCUGUCCAAAAUCCCCGGCUUCUCCUUCAGGGACAUUAAGUUCCAUUUGGUGGACCAUGGCCCUAGUGGGAUGCUUUUGCCCAAAGAGGGCAUGCUGGAGAAGGUGUACCAAACCCUGAAAGGGGCACAUCCUCACCUGCAUGUGUAUAAGAAGGAAGACAUGCCUGCUCGCCUUCAUUAUUCUAAACAUCCACGCAUUUUACCCAUCGUUCUCUUCGCAGAUCCAGGAUAUGUCAUCAAUGGGCUGUUUCCAGUUCAGUUCUAUAAAGGAGAUCAUGGCUUUGAUAACAACGUCUUGGACAUGAAGCCUUUCUUCAGGGCAGUUGGGCCCGACUUCCACCAAAAUCUGUUGGUGGGACCCUUUGAAACAGUCAAUGUGUACCCCUUAAUGUGCCACCUGCUGGGAAUACAGCCUGAGGUCAAUGAUGGCUCCUUGGAUAAUACCAGACACCUUCUAGUCUCAGUAACAGAACCGACAGAAUCAGCCCAUAACGGACUCUUCAUCGGCCUCUCUGCAGUGGCUGCAUUUCUGCUACUUGUUUUUAUCAUUACUGUAUCCUACCAUGCCUACAGACGCCACAGAUCAGACAAGAGGCUUGAUCAGAAAGGAAACAUUGCAGACAGCACUGACCUGAAGCAAGUUGCUCUGUGAUCAUCACUUUUUAUUUCUUUUUGUUGUACAUGUGUUUUUUUUUUUUUGUUUUUUUUUCAUUUUCAUCAUAAAUCCAACAAAAUGAGCAAGCCAUAUGUCGAUACAUUUGUGCAGAUUACUUGAUUGAUUGGGCUAUUACUGUUAAUGUUUACGAUUAAUGCAUUCAGUAGAUUGCCCCGUUCAUUCUGCAUUGUCAGGUCAUCCUUUUUGUAAAUAGUUUUAAUGUAGCUUUGAGUUAUUACAUUGCAAAUGAUAAUUCUAUAAUAAUAUAAAAUGAUGCAUCACUGCAGAUUUGGGGACAAACACAUAGUGUGUCACAUUUUGUUAAUAUUUUACUUUACUCACAUUAUUUAAGCCAUAAGAACCCACACGCUGUUGUGCAUAUUGAUGAAAAAAACUGAAUUAAAUCAAAUAGAUGAAUUGCUCCACUAAUUUUUUUUUUUUGUAAAAAUAACGAGGGCGCAUAACUGUAACUAUAUGACACAACAACAGUUUCAUAACUUGUGUUUUAUUCUUCAUUUUAUUCAAUUUAAAAUAAAAAUCAUGCAUUUGUCUA
Astyanax mexicanus (Mexican tetra) is the source of this 2077-nucleotide messenger RNA. Its product is annotated as ectonucleotide pyrophosphatase/phosphodiesterase family member 7-like. The transcript is spliced from 6 exons. NCBI's taxonomy places the organism in Eukaryota, Metazoa, Chordata, Actinopteri, Characiformes, Acestrorhamphidae. The coding region runs from base 88 to 1521 and encodes 477 amino acids. The record is from RefSeq and is a predicted model, not a curated record.